Messenger RNA from Cannabis sativa, 1096 nucleotides. RefSeq lists its product as uncharacterized. The record is from RefSeq and is a predicted model, not a curated record. The transcript is spliced from 3 exons. NCBI's taxonomy places the organism in Eukaryota, Viridiplantae, Streptophyta, Magnoliopsida, Rosales, Cannabaceae. Bases 302 to 850 code for a protein of 182 amino acids.
AAAUUAAUUAUUAAUGAUUAGUGGAGUUUGAAUAUCUUCAAUAUUCAUCCGUAGGGAAGUAGGUUCUGCGAAUAUAUGUGUUGCGGUGGGAUGGAUGAACAAACUACUGUUAUAUAUGUGUUAUUUGUCGUUAUACAGCCAUGUUCAAAAUUUUUGGGGUCAUUCAAUUACAACCGUUAUGCUGCCGAAAUUUCGGUAGAAUUUGGAUAAAAUUUGAUAUAUAUAUAUUAUGUUCUGUUUUGUUUAGGGUCCACUCGCUCAACCGCCCUCAAGACGUGAUGCGUCAAAGGGGAAAGCUCCGAUGCUUUCUCCACAAGGCCGUGGUGCACGGGAAGAUGACUUGUUCACGGAAGAGAAGAUGGCGUUGAUCCCUAAUUCGCUAAAAUGGAUGAUUCAUGAAUUCCUGAGGCUCAAAGAUAAACGUGAUAUAAUCACAAUUCCUGUCCCCCGAGGAUUCAUUGCACCGCGUACCCAUAUCACGUUAUCUGGAGAGGAUUUGCAGCAGGUUGCUACGUGUGACUACAUCGGCAACCAGGGAAUGCUGUUUGGAAUGAUGCACAUAUGGGAGAGCAUCAACGGUCUGAGAAAAUUUUUCAAGUUUUACGACCCAGAGCUUCUCAUAGUGCAUGGGAUCAACGAUGAAGAAAAGAGUCAGUCUUUUGACGAUGCGGCAAGACGAUUGGCUAAUUGGUUAUCAUUAAUGAACAACAACCACCAAAUGUUCUUUAUUCCUUGGAAUAUCGGGAUGCAUUGGACGCUAGUGGUGGUUACGCCAAGGAAAAUUAUCCAUUUAAACCCUUUAAGUGGCCGCCCAAUUCCCGAAGUAAUAGAACAAAUGAUCGAAAGGUAAUAAUUUAAUGACUUCUUAUGUAACGAAUUUAAAUUAACUAACGAAUUGAAAUGCUAAUAUAAUUUUCCAAAAUAGGGCAUUCAUGUAUAUAGGGAACGCACAUGAGUAUCUUGGCCCGUGGCAAGGAAUUAACCAAGAAAACUGUCCAAGACAACCUAAAAGCCAAGAAUGCGGUUUUUAUGUUUUGAAAUAUAUCACUGACAUCGUCACACGUGCCAACCCCAGCCGUUACAUACAAGAUCAAAA